Lodderomyces oxycetoniae is the source of this 885-nucleotide messenger RNA. It is a transcript of the gene CTP1, whose product is annotated as Ctp1p. The coding region runs from base 1 to 885 and encodes 294 amino acids. NCBI's taxonomy places the organism in Eukaryota, Fungi, Ascomycota, Pichiomycetes, Serinales, Debaryomycetaceae. The record is from RefSeq and is a predicted model, not a curated record. Gene Ontology annotation, molecular function: citrate secondary active transmembrane transporter activity. Gene Ontology annotation, biological process: mitochondrial citrate transmembrane transport. The transcript is spliced from 2 exons. Gene Ontology annotation, cellular component: mitochondrion.
AUGGCGACGAAAAAAGUAGAUCCAUGGAAAUCUUUUAUUGCAGGAGGUACAGCAGGUGCAAUUGAGGGGGUUAUAACAUACCCCUUUGAGUUUGCCAAGACCCGGUUACAAUUAGUUGAUAAAUCCCAAGCGCGCAACACCUCGCGUAAUCCGUUGAAACUUAUUUAUAACGUUGCAAGGACUAAUGGUGUAUCAGCAGUAUACGUUGGUUGUCCUGCAUUUGUAGUUGGAAACACGGUUAAGGCCUCAGUACGGUUUCUUGGGUUUGACGCAAUCAAGAAUCUUCUUCAGGAUAAGAAUGGGAAGUUGAGUGGCCCGCGUGGAGUCUUGGCAGGAUUGGGAGCAGGAUUAUUGGAGAGUAUAGUUGCAGUGACACCCUUUGAAGCCAUUAAAACGGGAUUGAUUGAUGAUAAGCAACGAGUUAAUCCAAAGUAUCAAAAUGGGCUCGUUAGUGGAACUGUGAAAUUGUGCAAAGAUAUGGGUUUGAAAGGUAUUUAUGCGGGAGUUGUUCCUGUGAGUUUGAGACAAGCGGCUAACCAAGCAGUUAGAUUGGGGUCGUAUAAUGCCAUCAAGACUACGAUUCAACAAGCAACUGGAUCGAAACCAAACCAGCCGUUAAGUUCGGGUGCUACGUUUUUAGUAGGGGCGUUUGCUGGAUUGGUUACUGUUUAUACUACAAUGCCCAUAGAUACUGUGAAAACAAGAAUGCAAGCAUUAGGAUCAGAUAAGCAAUAUUCUUCAACUGUGAAUUGUUUUGUCAAGAUAUUCAAACAUGAAGGAAUCGCAACUUUUUGGAAGGGUGCUACUCCUAGAUUAGGAAGAUUAAUUCUAAGUGGAGGUAUUGUCUUUACUAUAUAUGAGAAGAUGUUGGUGGUGCUAAACUAA